Molecule: messenger RNA, 1962 nt
Organism: Erpetoichthys calabaricus (reedfish)
Lineage: Eukaryota; Metazoa; Chordata; Cladistia; Polypteriformes; Polypteridae
Exons: 11
Coding region: 239-1510 (423 amino acids)
Biological process (GO): microtubule cytoskeleton organization; mitotic cell cycle
Cellular component (GO): microtubule; cytoplasm
Molecular function (GO): structural constituent of cytoskeleton; GTP binding
Source: RefSeq, a predicted model, not a curated record
GAAUCGCACUGUGAACGGGAAGAGGGGGUGAAAAGGGUGGGGGAUGAUCGGGCAAUACCAGGACAGUCCAGUAGCGAAGAGGGCCACAAAACCCCCAGCUCUCCGUGCUUUGCUUUCGUUUAUAGCAUGAGGAAACAGUCGAAACGUGAUCUGUUUACUUCUUCAGUUAUAAGCUUGAGCCUGGCUGGAAAUAAAUGCCUGCUAAUUUGUUAAUAAAACCUGUCCAGAUAUUUAAGAUAUGUCUGCAGUUUGGCUGCAUGUCGGUCAGUGUGGAAAUCAAAUAGGACAAGAAUGGUGGAGCUUCAUUGCAGAUAGGGCUGGACCAAACUGCCCAAGUGACAGGUAUCCAUUUGUCAGCAGUGAUGGAAAACUGGCUGCAAUUUGUGUAGACAGUGAGCCCAAAGUUGUGAGAAAAGGACAAACGCAAGUAAAGAACGGAUGCUUUCGAGAUUCCAAUCUUAUAUUUGAAAAAGAAGGGUGUGGAAGUAACUGGGCUUAUGGUUACCAUGGGCCACCUAGCCAGAAAGAAAGUGGACUGCGCCAAAGAGUGAUGGAAAGUCUUCGCAAGGAAAUUGAGAGAAGGGACUGCUAUUCAGGGACAGUGCUCUUCCAUAGUCUCAGUGGUGGUACUGGUGCUGGACUUGGUGCUCGCUUGUGUGAAGAUAUCCGUGAUGAGUACCCAGUGGGUUAUAUUCUUACAGUGUCUGUGGCCCCUCACAAGGCAGGAGAGAGCCCCUUACAGCACUACAACAACUUACUGUGUCUGUCUGCCUUGCAGAGGAGUGCAGAUGGUAUCCUUUUGGUCUGCAAUGACCAAGUGAUGAAUCAGGUGCUUUCUCCACUGAAUCGAGGAGGAGCCAUUUCCACUAGUCAUCAGCCACAGGCUUCCAUGUCAGUAAUGAAUACACACAUAGCUUCCUGUCUGGCUGGCCUGCUAUAUCCUGUUAGAAGCCUGAGGACUGCCAGUGGAAUCAGCCUUGGUUUGGAACCCUGGGAGCUUAUAAGAUCUGUAUGUCCAGUCCCUGCUGCCAAAUUCUUGCAGAGUAGCCAAGCCUCUACUAGAGGUGUUAUUCCAUGGGAAAGUCUUGCAUCCUCAACUCUGAAAGCUGUACCACGUCAUUCUUCAUCUGGAACAUCUUAUUGCAGCACAGCAGUUCUUGCCGUUGCACGAGGGGACCAAAGUGGCUCUUUCCAGCAUAACCUAAAUCAUGUUCUACAAAAGUUAAAACAGGGUCAUCACUGCCCUAGCUGGAACCCUUUCCCUAUUGACUACUGGACAGAUCCACAAGAUGUUGUCAAUGCUGGUCCAUCCUCCCACUCGCUCACCGUGUGCUCUAAUCACAGCAGCGUGGUAGACUUUCUUCAACAAGUGAAUGAACGUGCUCAAGAGAUGUUUAAAGCUGGGGCUUAUCUACAUUGGUACAGGCGGUAUAGUUGCGAAGAUCUGGAAUUUCUCCAAGCUUUUGAAACUGUAGAUGGUGUUAUAGCUGAAUAUCUCAAGCAAGGGUAAUGGAUUACAGAUAAAGUUUCUCAACUCAUGUUUUUUGAACUGUUAACAGGCCACCAGUGCCAUUUCAGAAGCAAGGCAGGAACCAGCAGCUCUGAAAUAGUCCAGGAUGAGUAAAUGUGUGCCAGGAAGUAAUGGUACCUUAUCCAGAGUUGCUUCCCACUUUGUGCUCAAGGCUACUGAGAUAGGUACUGUCUCCUCAGAGUCCUGAACUAGAUAUGUUUUUAGAAACCUUUUAUUGGAAAACCUCAAGCAAAAGCUUAUCAGAGUUCUAAUCUAGAAAAUCCAUUUCACUGUUUUAAAGGGAAAAUUGGCUUGCCAGUUAUUAUCAAUACUUGGCCAUUUUUCAAAAUAUACGUUUUUACUUUUCUACAAGAGUCAAUUAAUUACCUUCCAACUGCCAUGUUGUGGUAAUUUGGCAGGAGGUCUAUCAAUGAAAUUUGAACAAUUGGCAA